GCCACUGCCGCUGCCUCCUCCGAGCGGGCUAGGGGAGCUGGGCUGGCAGGCUGGGCGCGGAGAGGAGCUGAGCGAGGGGCGCGCUCAUGGAGCACACGCAUGCCCACCUCGCCGCCAACAGCUCGGCCUGCGGCUUGGGCUUCGUGCCGGUGGUCUACUACAGCCUCUUGCUGUGCCUUGGCUUACCAGCAAAUAUCUUGACAGUGAUCAUCCUCUCUCAACUGGUGGCAAGAAGGCAGAAGUCCUCCUACAACUAUCUCCUGGCACUUGCUGCUGCUGACAUCUUGGUCCUCUUUUUCAUUGUGUUUGUCGACUUUUUGUUAGAAGACUUCAUUUUGAACAUGCAGAUGCCUCCAAUCCCUGACAAGAUCAUAGAAGUACUGGAGUUCUCAUCCAUCCACACAUCCAUUUGGAUUACGGUUCCCUUAACUGUUGACAGGUAUAUUGCCGUCUGUCACCCACUUAAAUACCAUACGGUGUCCUACCCAGCCCGGACCCGGAAAGUCAUUGUGAGUGUUUAUAUCACCUGCUUCCUGACCAGCAUCCCCUACUACUGGUGGCCCAACAUCUGGACUGAAGAUUAUAUCAGCACCUCCAUGCAUCAUGUCCUUGUUUGGAUCCACUGCUUCACCGUGUACUUGGUGCCCUGCUCUAUCUUUUUCAUAUUAAACUCAAUUAUUGUGUACAAGCUCAGGAGGAAGAGUAAUUUUCGUCUCCGUGGCUAUUCCACAGGGAAAACCACCGCCAUCUUGUUCACCAUCACCUCCAUCUUCGCCACCCUCUGGGCCCCCCGUAUCAUCAUGAUUCUCUACCACCUCUACGGGGCACCCAUUCAGAACCCCUGGCUGGUCCACAUCAUGUUGGACGUCGCCAACAUGCUGGCCCUUCUGAACACAGCCAUCAACUUCUUCCUCUACUGCUUCAUCAGCAAGCGGUUCCGCUCUAUGGCAGCUGCCACACUCAAGGCCUUCUUCAAGUGCCAGAAGCAACCUGUACAGUUCUACACUAAUCAUAACUUUUCCAUAACCAGUAGCCCCUGGAUCUCACCAGCAAACUCACACUGUAUCAAGAUGCUGGUAUACCAGUAUGACAGAAACGGAAAACCUAUAAAAGUAUCCCCAUGACCCCAUAGGUCUGGCACUCGUGCCUCUGUGUAAUCCAUUUCUAGAUGGGAAGGUGUCCCAUCCUAUGGCUGAAAAGCUCUCCUGAAAAGUGCUAAUCUGAUUUCCUAUCUCCACAUACUGAGAAGCUUUCAGACUGGGAGACGAGAAGAGAUAGAAGAGAAGAAAGGAAAGCAUGGAUCUUGUUUUUCUUUGUGCACUUAUUUUCACAAAAUCACAUUGACAGCCAAAGUUCCUACCAGUUU
Nannospalax galili (Upper Galilee mountains blind mole rat) is the source of this 1366-nucleotide messenger RNA. It is a transcript of the gene Gpr139, whose product is annotated as G protein-coupled receptor 139. Gene Ontology annotation, molecular function: neuropeptide receptor activity. The coding region runs from base 87 to 1124 and encodes 345 amino acids. Gene Ontology annotation, cellular component: membrane. The transcript has 2 exons. Gene Ontology annotation, biological process: G protein-coupled receptor signaling pathway. The record is from RefSeq and is a predicted model, not a curated record. Lineage: Eukaryota; Metazoa; Chordata; Mammalia; Rodentia; Spalacidae.